AUGAAAAACAUUACUAUGCUUUUCCUCUCUAUCUCCAUCUCCAUUAUCUUAGCUCCGGCGUCAUUGCCGUCGAUCGCGGCGGCGGAGUUCGCCGUUGACGGCGGUGGGGGGAAAGUAUUGGAGCUAGUUGAAUCCAAUUUCGAUGCUGCUAUUUCCAGCAAUGAUUAUAUAUUGGUCGAUUUCUAUGCUCCUUGGUGUGGCCACUGCAAACGUCUUGCUCCUCAGUUGGACAAAGCUGCUAGCAUUCUUGCUGAUUUGAAGCAGCCCAUAAGUAUUGCAAAGAUAGAUGCUGACAAGUACAAACGUGUUGGUUCAAAAUACGGCAUCGAUGGAUAUCCAACUUUAAAGAUAUUUAUGCAUGGAGUUCCAACAGAUUAUCAUGGACCAAGAAAAGCAGAUUUACUUGUACGAUUCUUGAAGAAGUUUGUUGCUCCUGAUGUGGCCAUACUCAAUUCUGACUCAGCUAUUUGUGAAUUUGUUGAAGAAGCCGGCACUAGUUUUCCUGUAUUCAUAGGCUUUGGUUUGAAUGAAUCUGCUAUAUCACCUUUUGCAAUAAAAUACAAGAAGAGAGCAUGGUUUUCUGUGGCAAAAGAUUUCUCAGAUAAAACCAUGGAAUUCUACGAUUUUGACAAAGUACCCGCUUUGGUAGCUCGGCAUCCAAACUAUGAUGAGCAAAGCAUCUUCUAUGGCCCCUAUGAAGAAAGCUUCAUUGAGGAUUAUAUCAAGCAGAGUUUGCUCCCUUCGGCUUUGCCCAUUACUGAAGAAACUCUGAGAUUGCUGAAAGAUGAUGAGAGGAAAAUUAUUCUAACAAUUUUGGAAGACGAGACUGAUGACAGGUCUAAGGGAUUAGUGAAACUCCUGAAAGCUGCUGCAUCUGCAAACCGUGAGUUUGUGUUUGUUUUUGUUGGGUUCAAGCAAUGGCAAGGGUUUGCUGAGUCAUUUGAAGUUUCUAAGCAAACUAAACUGCCAAAAAUGGUUGUUUGGGAUGGUGAUGAGGAGUACUUUUCAGUUGUUGGCUCGGACAGUAUUGAAGAUGAAGAUCAGGGGUCCCAAAUUACACGAUUUAUUCAAGGAUACAAAGAUGGAAAUGUUAUACAGAAACGUAUUAGCUCUGGUUCUUUCAUGGGUUUCGUGAACUCAAUGAUCGGGCUUGGAACAGUGACCAUCAUAGUGUUUGUGGUUGCUGUGGUGAUGAUGAUCCAGUCUUUAAAAGAGGAACCCUUAAGGGUUUGUACAAGAGAUGAGGGAGAUUAUCCGAGCAGCUCCACCUCUCAGCCAGACUCCAGACAGCCACUUCAUUCUGGAGACAAACAAGACAAGGAAGAUUAAGUUUUGCACUGCAUAAAUUAAUCACAAUAUGACCAAAAUUUUAGCUCGAGAAAUCGUCGAGUGGAGGACCAAACUACACGUCAAUCCCAGACUACUGUUAAGUUUCAUUCUCACCAUGAUCAUAGCCCUUGUUAUCUUAACCAAGUUACUUGAACAACAUACUUGGUAGGAUUUCUGUAUCCAGGGGUGUGGAAGGAAGAGUUUGUGCUUCAAUCUGCGCUGUUGAAUGUAACAACUUAAUGUUUACAAAUUUGGUUUUCCCACUGUAUAAAUGAGUCUAAAACUAGAAACGAUGCUGCUAGUUUUUAUUCUGUAUACAAUAUAUUUUAGCUCU
Lycium ferocissimum is the source of this 1663-nucleotide messenger RNA. Its product is annotated as protein disulfide isomerase-like 5-2. The transcript has 5 exons. Gene Ontology annotation, cellular component: endoplasmic reticulum. Gene Ontology annotation, biological process: protein folding; response to endoplasmic reticulum stress. Lineage: Eukaryota; Viridiplantae; Streptophyta; Magnoliopsida; Solanales; Solanaceae. Gene Ontology annotation, molecular function: protein disulfide isomerase activity. Bases 1 to 1329 code for a protein of 442 amino acids. The record is from RefSeq and is a predicted model, not a curated record.